AUGAGAGCACAGGAGGCAUAAUUUGGAAAGUAUACUGACAUACAAUUUAUUAAAUAUUAGUAUUACCGAAAAGAACGAUUCGAUAGCCCCUUAAAGAAGUAAUUCCAUUCAUUAUUCCUUCAAUUAGACUACAAAAAUUAGAAACUAAUAAUGCUUUAGCAGUUAGGUUAUAUCCAAAAACGAUUUCCCUUUUUUUGGUGAACAUAAACGGUACCAAACGUCAUCAAAGAUAGAAUGGAAAGCAACACUUGAAUCUCACUUAUAUUCUGUUGUAAAUUUUCUAAAGAUGAUAUAAACUAAAAAUGAGAAAAAAUUCUAUUGCUAAUAUUAAUUAGUUUCUCAUUAAUUGAUUAGAAAAUAAGGAUGA
This is a messenger RNA of Paramecium octaurelia, 367 nucleotides long. NCBI's taxonomy places the organism in Eukaryota, Ciliophora, Oligohymenophorea, Peniculida, Parameciidae. The record is from the annotation of a GenBank genome assembly.